Molecule: messenger RNA, 1641 nt
Organism: Prunus mume (Japanese apricot)
Lineage: Eukaryota; Viridiplantae; Streptophyta; Magnoliopsida; Rosales; Rosaceae
Product: Sucrase/ferredoxin-like family protein
Source: RefSeq, a predicted model, not a curated record
CACCCUAUCCCCCAUCUACCCAUCCAUCCAUCUCCCUUUCCGAUCUUCAAAAACCCAUCGUAUGCCGUAUGCGCAUUGCUCACCCAUACCCAUACCGACACCACCGUCCCCUAAGCAGCCUCAUCAUAUUAAUAGUGACCCAACGCAACUUCUCUCUCAUUUCCCCCUCAACUUCAACUUCAACUUCAACUUCCUCAACCUUCACUAGACAACCCCUUCUACUGCUCCCUCCUCCUCGCUCUCUGCGAACCCUAACAAUGGCCUCCGAUGACCUCUCCACCUUGCCGGCCGAAGAUGAGAAGUACGGCUUCCAGAGAUCAGAGAUGUACGAGACCAAGCUCGCCGGUACCGUUGACGCCUACGACCGCCACGUCUUCCUCUGCUACAAGACCCCUGAGGCCUGGCCCUCUCGCGUCGAGGGCUCCGAGUCCGAUCCGUUACCUAAGUUCUUCGCCUCUGCUCUCAAAGCUCGCAAGAACGACAUCUCUGUUAAGACGAAGCUGACAGUAUGUGAAGGACGCGAAGGAACUGAGUUUUCCGAUGGCGAUGUGUUGAUUUUCCCAGAAAUGAUCAAAUACAGGGGAUUGAAAGAGUCAGAUGUGGAUAGCUUCGUUGAUGAUGUCCUUGUGAAUAAUAAACCAUGGGCAUCUGGAAUGCAUGAGGCGUUGACCGGCUCCCAUGUAUUUGUAUGUGCACAUGGUAGUCGAGAUCGAAGAUGUGGUGUUUGUGGACCUGUUCUCAUUGAUAAGUUCAGAGAGGAGGCUGAAUUGCGAGGACUUACAAAUCAAGUGUCCGUUAGUCCUUGCUCUCACAUUGGAGGCCACAAGUAUGCUGGGAACUUGAUUAUCUACAGCCCAGGUUCGGAUGGAAUCCUAACAGGCCACUGGUAUGGCUACGUCACACCUGAUGAUGUGCCGGAAUUGCUUGAUCAGCAUAUUGGAAAGGGAGAGAUCAUAGAACGACUUUGGAGGGGCCAAAUGGGAGUAUCUUCUGAAGAAGGUGAAAAAAUUAAUGGCCAGAAGCUCCCAAAUGGAGAAGAUAAUAAGAAAAGCGAGGAGAAGCCCCAAGAAAAUGGCAAUCAGAUUCAGAAUAAUGAGAACUUCUCAGGCUGUUGCCAGGGUGCUAAUGGAUUUACAUGCUGCAAAGAUGUAAGUUUGGAGCAGAAUGGUGGAAGCGAGGAAGAGAAACUAAAAGAAACCACUGAAGCAUGUGGCAAGAAGGAUGCCUUGGGCAGGCUGUCAAGCUUGAUUGGAAAAUGGGAGCAAAGUGAUGUUCUUGCAGCUGCAGCCGUGGUUGGAGCAGUGGCAACAGUGGCUGUGGCCUACAGCCUUUAUAGAAGGUCAGGCUGAAACAUAUUCUAAUCCAUGCUUUUCCAAUGAUGUAGAGACGCUGUUUUCUUUUUUUCUUUAUAGAAAGAUGCUAUAACAUCAAAAUAAUAAUCCUUCAAACCAUACGCUUAUAUGAAAGGAGAAUGGCAGCUAUAUGUUCAUUUUAGGAGGGUGGGAUGAAUUCCCGAAGCUAAGGCCAUAGUAAAAAAUAUUUUGUACACGACUGAAAUUUGUUGUUUUGUUGAAUGGUUUUAUCUUGAUAGUGGGAUUUGCUAUGAGGCUGCUUGCUUAAUGUUGAUGUGGUGUUUUUCUA